UUAGAUUCUACUGAGUAAAGAGAGAUCAAGAGACGAGCGACGGAUAUUAGGGGGAGAGAGAGAGAGAGAGAGAGAGAGAGAGAGAGAGGCUAUGGAUGGGAGUGAAAACGAGGGAGGAGACGAGCUCCAGGAGCAAAACCGAGUGAAAGGUUCGAAUUUAAAGGGGAAGUCCUGCAAGGGCUAUCUUUACUACCACUCUGCACUCAAAUCCAAAGCUCGCAACCCUCGCUGCAUCGGCAUCUCUCGCACCCUCCAAGAGUCUGGUGAUCAGUAUCUGGAUAUCGGUGGACAAACGGACAUAGAAGCUUCUAAAGACGGCAGAAGUCUCACUGAUUUCAGUUAUGCUUGUGUUGGUUACUCCGUCUAUUUGGAUAGAAUUGGACAAGGCCUGGCAACUGAUAAGCAAGAGGCAAAGACAGAAUUGCCAAUAUGUGUCGGCCUUGAGGUGGUUUUAGUGGAUAGAAGAGUUUCUGAAGAUGAGCCUGCUUCUGCUUCUGCUCAUAUUCAUAAUAGAGAAGAUGUCAGCCGUGAAUUACCUCAGCCUCGACGACACAAAGCACCAAUUUCCGUUGGGGAUGAUUUCCUUAGCAGGUUUACAAGGAAUGCAAAUUUGGUUGCUUCGGGGGUGGCUAGGAACAUUCGAAGAGUGGGAAACUCCAUAAAGGAGACUGUUGACGACAUUGUGUACCCCUACCGAAAGCCACCGAAGUAAGAUGGCUGAAUCAUGAAAUAUGAAUAGAGAACCAAAAAUAGCAAACUAUCUGGCAUUAGCUUUAUCAUGGAGUUGUCCUACUCACAUUCUUUCCUUCCAUCAUCCUUGCAUUCCGACUAGAAAAAGCUGACUUCUAGGAAGGGGUCUGAACUAUUCUUCUAGAAGUGCCCAGCCCCAAGCCGCUAUCAAUUUAUCUACUGUAUUUAUUCUGUUGCGCCUGGUUGGGCGUGAGUGUUUUCUCUAUGCUACAAUAAGUUAACUUGUUAUAAGUUGUGAGAUACUGAUAAUGUUACAAAUCAUUUUACUUCCUCAUGUGAAGUAAUGGAAUGGUAUCACUUUAGUGCUAAA
Molecule: messenger RNA, 1060 nt
Organism: Carya illinoinensis
Lineage: Eukaryota; Viridiplantae; Streptophyta; Magnoliopsida; Fagales; Juglandaceae
Exons: 5
Coding region: 92-712 (206 amino acids)
Source: RefSeq, a predicted model, not a curated record